Amaranthus tricolor (Joseph's coat) is the source of this 2573-nucleotide messenger RNA. RefSeq names its product probable galacturonosyltransferase-like 1. The record is from RefSeq and is a predicted model, not a curated record. The coding region runs from base 412 to 1473 and encodes 353 amino acids. Gene Ontology annotation, molecular function: glycosyltransferase activity. Gene Ontology annotation, cellular component: Golgi apparatus. NCBI's taxonomy places the organism in Eukaryota, Viridiplantae, Streptophyta, Magnoliopsida, Caryophyllales, Amaranthaceae. The transcript has a single exon.
AAAUAUUAAGAAGACUUUUAAGCAAUCUUACUUUAAAAAGUCAUUACACAGUCCACAUUAAUGGUCUUUUAUGUCUUUAAUUGAAUAAUCAAGCUAUCUCUAUACACUUAUACAUUAAUUAUUACCAAAAUAUUCUGGAAAGUAACAUGGACCCCACUUUGAAAAGGCCGCUUAACACCCAAUUUCACCUUCUUUUCAAAUGUGAAAACACCUCCAUAUCUCCCUUUGAAUUCCCAUCACUUGAAGCUUCCUACUUCCCUACUUCCUUCCCAAACCAAACCAUUCUCCCUUCUUAUUCUGUUCAUCCAUCUUCUUCUCCUUCCUACUCUUGAAAACUACCCAUCAUCAUAUCUUUAAAACCCAUUUCCCAAAUCAUCAUUUUUUCCCAUUUUAACCAAACAAACCCUUAAAAUGUGUAAAAAAAAUAAACCUUCAUUUUUUCUACCCAUUUUUGUGCUUAUUUUCUUUCAUUUCUUCAUCCCCAUAUCUUCCCAAAACACAAAUUUAUCCACUAAAAAAUUCAAAGAGGCCCCACAAUUCUACAACUCACAAGAUUGCCCCAAAAUCUCAUCAAAUGAUCAAGACCCAUUAGUAUGUUCAGAUCAAGCUGUUCAUAUAGCAAUGACACUAGACCUUACCUAUAUCCGUGGAUCCAUGGCAGCAAUCUUCUCGGUUCUACAACAUUCUUCUUGCCCACAAAACAUUUUCUUCCAUUUCGUAAUUUCAUCCUCUACAAACCCAUCUCAGCUAAAAUCCACCAUUUCAUCUUCCUUUCCUUAUCUUCGUUUCGAACUAUAUCCCUUUGACGAUUCCUCUGUUUCGGGUCUAAUUUCAACUUCAAUCCGAUCCGCUUUAGACUGCCCCUUAAAUUACGCCCGAUCAUAUCUAGCCAACAUUAUACCACUCUGUGUAGGUCGUGUAAUCUACUUAGAUUCCGAUGUAGUAGCCGUUGACGAUAUUCAAACACUUUAUAAUGUAAAUCUUGAUGAGGAUAAAGUAUUAGCAGCACCGGAAUACUGUUAUGCGAAUUUUACUUCGUAUUUUACUCCCACUUUUUGGUCAAACCCAUCAUUGUCGGUGACGUUUAGUGACCGACAAGCGUGUUAUUUUAACACGGGAGUAAUGGUGAUUGAUUUGAAUCGAUGGAGAGCAGGCGAUUAUACGAGACGGAUCGAGGAAUGGAUGGAGCUUCAGAAACGGAUACGGAUCUAUCAGUUGGGUUCUUUACCGCCGUUUUUGUUGGUGUUUGCAGGGAAUAUUGUACCGGUUGAUCAUAGAUGGAAUCAACAUGGGUUAGGUGGAGAUAAUUUCCGGGGACUUUGCCGGAAUUUACAUCCGGGUCCGGUAAGUUUAUUACAUUGGAGUGGGAAAGGGAAACCGUGGGUCCGACUUGACUCCAAUAGGCCGUGUCCGCUUGAUGCCUUGUGGGCCCCUUAUGACCUCCUUCAAACUCCAGUCGCUCUCGAAUCUUAAGACUAUUUUCCUGCCGACAACUCUAAAAAUCACCAAAUUAUUACUCCCUCCUCCUUUAAUUUGCUAUAUAUUUUUUUUAUUUUAUUUAAUUUUGUGGGUAUCAUUUAAUUUGUUAUAUUAUUUUUUAAUUUUUAAUAUCAACGACCAAUCUAUUCAAAUGUUUUUGUCUUAUCAUUCAAAAUCAUUUGUGAUCUUUUUGAGUCAAGGGAUUCAUUCUCUUUUAUGAAUAUGAGUUACCGUUUUUUUUUCCCCUUUAGACCCUAAUAAUAGUUCUUAUGAACGGAAUACAUCAAGUAUAAUGAUAAUGAUUCUCUAAAAUCAAACUAUUUUUCAAUGUCUUUGUCAUAGUUUUUAUUGCAAACUCAAAAGGGUCAAACAAUUCAUUUUGAUUUGCCAAAUUUUCUAUUUCAUGUCAUUCAAUAUUUAAAAAUGAAUGAACCCUACCGUUUAUUUCAUUGUGUAUAAACUUUUUAAUAUCAAACAAUUUUUUUUUUCAUUUAAAACAAAAAGUUAAAAAAAAAAUAAAAAUAUCACAUUUUGCAAAUAUAAUAAGAGGGAGGAGGAAUAAUAAAGUUUUAAACCUUAAAUCAUGUUAUAACACGUUAACGUGUUAGAUAUGGAUCAUCCAUCACUCAUGCACAUGGUGCAUUUAUUUGCACAAAUGGAGCAAGUCAAGUAUCUAGCAUGGCCGAACCCGUCUUUUAUGGAAAUGGAUCGGAUCUUCGAGAACAAAACAAGAAUGGGAAUAGAAGAAAUAUCAAAGAGAUGGUGGAUAUGGGCAUUUACCGCUCUUUUUUGUGUCUGUUUUGUAUUUAGUCUCCCCUGGCGCUGGAUAGUCGGGUGGGUAUGUAUACAAUCUUAUAAUGAUAUCUUAUACUGGGGAUAAAAAUAAAAUAAAUCUGCAUAAUAAUUUUGUAAUUUGUAAAUUUGGGAGCAGAACAAUAAUAAUAAGAUAAAAUCAUCAUUAUAUUCAAAAAUAUAUUUAGUAAAUGUACAAGUUCAAAUUAUUCUUCUUUAAUUUCACUUUUUAUAAUUAAAUAUUAAUAUUAUAUAAAAGUAUAUAUUUUCUCUAUUCUGUAAUACUUAUCACUAAUAGUGAU